AGAACAGGUCGGCCAGGCAGGAGAGGAGCGUCUCCUUCGUGCGCCGGUUCUUCGCCUUGUACUCUAGCACCUUCUCCCGGAACGGGCGGCAGAAGUAGAGCGCCUGCAGGACCGAGUUGCUGUAGCAGGUGUUGCCGAACUGGAAACAGCAUUGAGAACCGGAUUUGAGUCAGUGUGUGUGUGUGUGUUGUGAUGGAAUGUGAAACUAGUCAGUGGACACUCCCUGGAGAGGGGAGCACGGGCGGACAAAUACUCACAUUGACCAGUCCGAAGUAAUGCUCGUUCGGAGGGAACUGGUCUGACCCGAUGUCACGCUCGAGUUGGGAAAUGUUGGCACCCUGCAGGGGGAAGAAAGAGCGAGCAAAAGGUGAAUUCAAUGUUACGGCACGGGUCCCACCAACCAGUCCCCCUCAGAGAGGGGGGACCGACCAUCACCAGUUUUGCCGAUGCAAAAUGACCAAACAACAACAACGUCACUCACCAUCCUCUUCCAGUAAGAUGCACCAUUAAAACACCCUAUUCUUGCUGCAGGCACGUCACGUCAAGAGGAUCCAGGAGCACACGGGAAGCCGAUUCAACAAAAGCAAGCCUGUUCUGUCCAGCUUAAUAUGUGUUUUUCUUUUUUCGCACGCAAACUGUUUGCCAGAGGAAAUUUCCAGCGCCUUUCGGAAGGGGGAAUGAAGUUUUUUCCCUGUUCAGGGCUGCCUCGCAACCGUGUUUGACGUGUGUGACAGCUGCGCAGCUGUCGCUGGUUGGCAGCUGUCAAGCGGGCUCGCCCGCCCGUGUGCUGCCAACUGUGCGGAAACAGAAUAGCGGCGUUUUCUUUUCAUUCCUUUCCGGUCUUCCUGUCAAACGUCGCGAAAUUUUGCCUGCCCGAUCGCUCCGAAUUUUCGCUACUGCAGACGCACCCGAGGCAGCCAAGGAUGGCCAAAAAGAAGGGAGAAGACCAGGACUUUGAGGAGGAGCCCAACUUUGACGAUCCGGAGGGAUUCGUGGACGAUGUAUCGGACGAGGAACUGCUGGGAGACUUCCUGCGGCAAAAGCCGUGCGAAUCGGAUGGCGUAGAGAAUGUGAUUGUCGUGGACAACAUUCCGGUCGUCGGUGCGGCCCGCUUCCCCAAGCUGAAGGGCAUCAUCGAGAAGAUCUUCAAGAAUGCCGGCACGAUCGUGAACGUCCACUACCCGAAGGACGAGGAGGACAACACCAAGGGGUACGCGUUCGUCGAGUACAAGAACCAGGAGAGUGCGGAGGAGGCGGUCAAGUCGCUGAACAACUACCGGCUGGACAAGCACUACACGCUGCUGGUGAACCGGUUCGCCGACUUCCAGAAGUACUCGGACAUCCCGAAGGAAUGGUCCCCGCCCCAGCCGCAACCGUACAAGGUGCAGAACGACCUGUACAACUUCCUGCUGGAGGCGGACGCCCAGGACCAGUUCUGCGUGGUGUCGGAAACGGUGCCCGGCUCGGUGCAGGUACAGUUCUGCCAGAACACGCAGCCGGAACCGACGGAGCUGCUCAAGCGCGAGCGGUUCACUGACACGUACGUCAAGUGGUCCCCGAAGGGUACGUACAUCGUGACGUUCCACAAGCAGGGUGUCGUCGUGUGGGGCGGCUCGAGCUUCGUCAAGGUGAACAAGUUCGCGCACAGCAACGCACAGUUCGUGGACAUUUCGCCCUGCGAGCAGUACCUGGUGACGUACGGCCCGAACGGCCAGAAGAUCGUCAUCUGGGACAUUCGCACCGGGGCGGAGAAGCGUACGUUCGUGUCGGACGGCAUGUCGAACGCGUCCAUGCUGCGCUGGUCGCACGAUGACCGGUACGUGGCCCGGCUGGUCGACAGCCAGAUCCAGAUCUACGACACGACCACCUUCUUCCUGCUCGACAUGAAGUCGAUCCGGGUGGAGGGCAUCCGCAACUUCAGCUGGUCGCCGACCGACAACAUCAUCGCCUACUGGGUCGCGGAGGAGGUGGACGUGCCGGCGAAGGUGACGCUGAUGGCGAUCCCGAAGAAGACGGAGCUGCGCACGAAGAACCUGUUCAACGUGGCCGACUGCAAGAUCCACUGGCAGAAGUCGGGCGACUACCUGUGCGUGAAGGUGGACCGGUUCUCCAAGUCGAAGAAGGAGAAGAAGGACAAGAAGGACUCGGACGUGAAGUUCCUCGGCAUGUUCUACAACUUUGAGAUAUUCCACAUGCGCGAGAAGGACAUACCGGUGGAUUCGGUCGAGGUGAAGGAAACGAUCCUGGCGUUCGCCUGGGAGCCGGUCGGCUCGAAGUUCUCCAUCAUCCACGGCGAGCCGUCGUCCGCCAACGUGAGCUUCUACGAGACGAACAAGGGCCAGGAGCCGGUGCUGGUGAAGAAGCUGGAGAAGAAGGUGUGCGGCCACCUGUUCUGGUCGCCCCGGGGACAGUUUAUCGUGCUGGCCAACCUGCAGAUGGGCACGUUCGAGUUUGUCGACACGAACGAUUUCAGCAUCAUGAAGACGGGCGACCACUACCGUGCCUCGGAGGUGGAGUGGGACCCGACCGGUCGGUACGUCGUGACGGGCACUUCCGGAAAGGCUAAGGAAGACCAGGGCUACUACAUGUGGUCAUUCCAGGGGCGCAUACUGAAGCGCGUCAAUCUAAAGAACUUCAUGCUGUUCCUGUGGCGGCCGCGCCCACCGACCCUGCUGUCGGACGCCAAGCAGAAGGAGAUUCUCAAGAACCUCAAGAAGUACUACUCGCAGUUCGAGAGCAAGGACCGUUUGCGUAUGACGCGCGCAUCCAAGGAGCUGAUCGAGAAGCGUGCCAAGCUGCGCGAGCAGUUCACCGAGUACCGAUCGAAGCGCGUCAAGGAGUGGGAGGACCAGAAGAAGCGUCGCAUGCAGUUGCGAAACAACGUCGACACAGAUACGCUGGAGGCUGAUCCAGAUAAUGUAGAGGAGGAAAUUGUUGAAAUACUUGUACGUGAAGAUACCACCGUCAUCGAGUAAUCCGUAGAAGGCAACCCCAACAUCCUCGUCGUUCGGCGUGGUGUGUUUCGGUGGCGUAUGUAAGCAAACCGCCGUCAACAUUCGACCCUUGCGCUGGUGUGACCGCUGCUUUCGUACCGGGGAGCGCUGUCACACGUUCGGGGAUCUUUUACUGCGGUGGGAGGUACGCAACAAGCGACGGAAGAAAGGAAGAGAGUGAAAAGAGAGGGUGGUUGGGGAGGACAGCAAAUUCCAUACACGCCGCGCACACAGCCUCCGCGCAACAUUUGCUUUAACAUUUUAUAGACCCGACCAACGCAAGAUCCUGUUCCUCGGGCAACGCAGCUAGCAAAAGGAUACGGUUACAGUGUGUGUGUGUGUGUGUGCGUGCGUGUGUGUGCAUCAUUUGGAGCGAGCUCCUGAAUGUGCACACGUGUUGUUUCCCGGCGAGAAAAGGAGGCUUUCGUUCAAUGGUGUAUGGGAAGAUCCGGUUCAUAGCAGACAAUUGCAGUUGCAAAGUGACAUUUUGAGGCAACUUCUGCAAUCAUCAUCGUCAUCGGGCAGUAGUCGUACAGCUUGUGUGCCGUUAGAAUACCAUCAAUUCCGGUUCUAUUUCGAAGUAGAGUAACUAAACCUAUUCCUCAAGUAAGGUAAUCGUGUACGUACCGUUCAGUAAAAUCGAAAAAAGCGUACUAUUAAACAGUAUGAUCAUUAAUAAAUAUAAUAUGCUAUUGUACGAUACAUCAUUGGACGGAACAGAA
Anopheles gambiae (African malaria mosquito) is the source of this 3715-nucleotide messenger RNA. It is a transcript of the gene eIF3b, whose product is annotated as eukaryotic translation initiation factor 3 subunit B. The record is from RefSeq and is a predicted model, not a curated record. Gene Ontology annotation, molecular function: RNA binding; translation initiation factor binding; translation initiation factor activity. Bases 924 to 2975 code for a protein of 683 amino acids. Lineage: Eukaryota; Metazoa; Arthropoda; Insecta; Diptera; Culicidae. The transcript has 4 exons. Gene Ontology annotation, cellular component: eukaryotic translation initiation factor 3 complex. Gene Ontology annotation, biological process: translational initiation.